Messenger RNA from Anolis sagrei ordinatus, 3862 nucleotides. RefSeq names its product DIRAS family GTPase 1 (gene DIRAS1). Gene Ontology annotation, cellular component: plasma membrane. Gene Ontology annotation, molecular function: GTP binding; GDP binding; GTPase activity. The record is from RefSeq and is a predicted model, not a curated record. Gene Ontology annotation, biological process: signal transduction. NCBI's taxonomy places the organism in Eukaryota, Metazoa, Chordata, Lepidosauria, Squamata, Anolidae.
UCCUCCUCCUUUUCCGACGCAGCAUCCCUCCCUCCCUCCUUCCCUCCUUCCUUCCUUCCUUCCUUCCUCCCCUCGUCCGUCUCCCCGGAUGGCUGCGGGGGCAUCAGCAGCGGGGCCCGGCUGAGCCUAUCUCCUCCUCCUCCUCCUCCUCCCUCUUCCUCCUCCUCCUCCUCCAGGUGCGACGAUGCCAGAGCAAAGCAACGACUACCGGGUGGUAGUCUUUGGGGCCGGUGGCGUGGGCAAGAGCUCGCUGGUGCUGCGCUUUGUGAAGGGCACCUUCCGCGACACCUACAUCCCUACCAUUGAGGACACCUACCGGCAGGUGAUCAGCUGUGACAAGAGUGUCUGCACACUGCAGAUCACGGACACCACGGGCAGCCACCAGUUCCCAGCCAUGCAACGCCUCUCCAUCUCCAAGGGACACGCCUUUGUACUGGUCUUCUCGGUCACUAGCCGGCAGUCGCUGGAGGAGCUACGGCCCAUCCGCCAGCAGAUCUUGCAGAUCAAGGGCAGUGUGGAGAGCAUCCCCAUCAUGCUGGUGGGCAACAAGUGCGACGAGACCCAGCGGGAGGUGCAGGCCGCUGAGGGGGAGGCCGUGGCCCAGGAGUGGAAGUGCGCCUUCAUGGAAACCUCCGCCAAGAUGAACUACAAUGUCAAGGAGCUCUUCCAGGAGCUGCUCAGCCUGGAGAAGCGCCGCAACAUGAGCCUCAACAUUGAUGGCAAGCGCUCCAGCAAGCAGAAGAGGACAGACAAAAUCAAGGGCAAAUGCAGCCUCAUGUGAGGAGGAGGAGGAAGAGGAAGAGGUGAAAGGCCGAGGGAUGCCAUUCGUAGCCUAUACUCGCUUCCUCGUUGGUGUCUGGGCUCCACUCUGUCAUCUUCCUCCUUGACAUCCUCCCAAAGACUCUCCCAACGGGUGUACGCAGCGGGAUGGAGGCAGAAGUCAACACUCCUUCUCUCCCUGCCCUACUGGACUGAAAGGAAGGACUGGGCUCUGCUUUCAGUGCUUCUCCAGUGGAGUGGGAGGGGGCUCCCAAAUCCUCACACCUUCUCCGUUAGUGGAAGGAGGGCCCAGAGGCCCACUGUUGGUUCGUUGCCACAAGCUGCACAGAGAAAUGCACAAUCCCUCUCCAUCUGAAGAGUCAGUCUCUCCCUCUCCGAAGUACUGUGUCCGAAACGGAUUGACUGAGCAAAGCACUGUGGGAAUUUCUUUGCCUGUCGCAGUCCUGCUGAUCCCACUGUGAGCACAAUUAUUUCCCCAAAGGCCCUGGGACCCACUUUGGCCCUUGGGGAAGACUCAGAUCUCCAUUUCCAAGCAGCCGCCUUUCUCUUUCUUUUAUUUCUUUGGGACUCGCCGUUUGUUUGGCUGCUGCUGCCUUUCCAGGGAUACAGAGAGAGGUGAGAUGUCCCAAGAGUUUGGAGCCAAGACUUCAAAUGAAGGAAGAGAUCAUCCAUCCAUCCAUCCAUCUGUGGGGAGAAAUGAAUGGGUUUCCUCGUCCUUGCUUUGCUCCUUCCUUCAUCUUCUCUCCCUCCCUCCUUCCUUCCUUCCUUCUUCUCCCUUGCAGUUCUUCAUUUGUCGGACGAUGUGAACAUCAUCUGUACAAUUCUGUCGGACUUUGAAAUGUACUUUGUUGUUAAUUCAGGGGCUUUGGCUUCUAAAGCUGCACAAGGUAACACAACCAAUCCAAAAAGCACAUGGCAAAGAAGUCAGAGGAGGCCGUUUGGCCAGGGACGCCACACCCUCCUAAGGCUCGAGGGGGACUUCCAAUAGGAUACCGGUGACCAGUGGAGCUUGUCUGCUAAAGGAGAGGAAGCACAAGGGUUGCGGGUGGCAAACGGAGGGGACGUAGCCCGAAAAACACCCAGAGGGCUGCAAAUUGCUCCACCUUUCUGUUGACCUUAGAACCUGAUAAACAGAAGCAGGGUUCCCUUGAUGCCCCAUACAUUGCAAUAGGGACACAUGUGGGGCGAAUGGGAACAUUAACAUCAUCAUCAUCAUCACCACUGCCAAAAAGACCCUGCUUUCAGAAGGGAUCAACCUCUGGUUCCAAAAGAUGAUGAUGAUGAAUGGGAACAGGAGGAAGAGGAGGAACCAGGAACCAGGCUGACAGAAGAGACCGGGAAGCCCCAUUCUUUCUGGUUUCAGCGCGUCCCAGAAUGUUUCCCGAUACGAUCCAAGACUUCCCGCUUAGCCUGGACACCCUCUUCCCUUCUGUCUCCGGAUGCAGGUUUCAGAAAGUGCUUCCCCUUCAUGCCCUGGCCUCCCUGCUGCCAAACAGGAACCUCCUCUGUUGCCUGCUCCUUCCUUUCCUUCUUUCAUAACUUCCUCCUUUAUUGUUUAUUUGUGCAUUCCUUCGUUCCUUUGUUCCCUGCCAGGGAAUCAAGGGAAUUGUCUCUAGGAAUCUGCAAAUCAGAAGAAAGCCAAAGCGCUGGGUGGCCUUUGGAACUAGGCCUCUGGGAGCUGUUUUGGUGGCAUUGUCUGGCUGCUGACCAUAGAGGUGACCUCACUGCCCCUGGGCGAGAAUGAGGGCUCUUUGCCUGCUGAGUCCACCAAAAGACAAGGCAAUACCUGCUUCAGGCCUAUGUUUUCUUUCAACGCCAGCAUCCCCUUCCUCUGAUGUACAAGUACAGCAAGAGGGCCUUGAGUGCUUUCUAGCUGGACCAAAGCACAACGAGUGCCAGCCCUGGACAGGUGGGCGGAGGUUUUGGGCUGGUAGGCAGGUUGGCCUUAGCAAUGCCCUAAGACUUCUGGGUUGCUGUGAGUUGCUUUCUGGGCUGUGUGGCCAAUAUGUUCCAGCAGAAUUCUCUCCUGACGUUUUGCCUGAAUCUGUGGCUCUUGGCAUCUUCAGAGGAUCUGAUGUGAGUCAAGCAAGUGGAGUGUUUAUCAAGAUCCCUGUGUCCCAAGUGGGAGAAAGAACCCUUGUCUGUGUAAAGCAAGUAUGGAUGUUGCAAUUAGAAAGCUGGAAUUUGUAUUUGAGUAGUCACCAAGCUGGAAAGUCAAUCAGUGAGUAUCUCUGCACAGAAGUAGCCUGGGUUUUGUUGCCUGGAGGCACCCUCUGCUUGGGAGGUAAAUAAGGAACACCACUCAGAAACAGGGAAACUCUCGACAAAAAGCAAACAAUCAAGGGCUAGUGAACACUUUCCAAACAAAGGAUGCCUCCAGGCAACAGAGGCCAGACUGACUCUGCAGCUUCAUACGUUUUAUGAGUAGUCGUGAAUCUGCAAAGUCAAUCUGUGAGGGUAUCUGCACUCCCAAAGACUGGCUCCAGGCAACUGAGGCCAGGCUACCUCUAUGCAGAGACCCUCACUGAUUGACUCUGCAAACCUUAUGGCUACUCAAUGCUAUUCAAGCUAGCUAAUUGCAGCAUCCACACUUGCUUCAAACAGACAAGGGUUCUUUCUCCCACUCUGGACAUUAUUACUCCACUUGCUUCACUGCCAAAAGACCUCUGAAGAUGCCAUUAGCCCUAGAUGCAGGCGAAACGUCAGGAAAAAUGCUGCUGGAACAUGGCCAUGCAGCCCGGAAAACUCACAGCAUCACAGCCUUUGUACAUAGAAGUGUCCCCCCCCCCCAAUCCAAUCCCGCUCGCUUGCUCCUCCUCUUUGGUGCAAUCUCCCCCCCCCCCCCAAAACCUGGCUUCUUCUGUUUUUCUUAUAGAGAAAAGGGAAAACCCACAAAAGGAGCAGCAUAAACCAAUAUACUAGUCUUACUAAUAAUACUAUUACUAACUAACUACUACUGACAAUAAAUAUUAUUAAUGAUGACGACGUAAUAAUAAUAAAACAGAAACCACCCCAUGGUACAAUGUAGCCUUUAUUCUAGAAAUAGUCUUCCUUGAAUGAAUAAAAAACAGAUUUAUCCCAA